Cutaneotrichosporon oleaginosum is the source of this 1407-nucleotide messenger RNA. RefSeq lists its product as uncharacterized. NCBI's taxonomy places the organism in Eukaryota, Fungi, Basidiomycota, Tremellomycetes, Trichosporonales, Trichosporonaceae. Gene Ontology annotation, biological process: transmembrane transport. Gene Ontology annotation, cellular component: membrane. The record is from RefSeq and is a predicted model, not a curated record. Gene Ontology annotation, molecular function: transmembrane transporter activity.
AUGCGCGAAGAGCUUCCCGAGCCCGACAAGGAAGCCUUCCGCCGUGCCAUGUUCAAGCUCGACUGUCUUUUCCUACCGGCCGUCACGCUUAUCUAUUUCCUUUCCUUCCUGGAUCGGGCGAAUAUCGGCAACGCGAAAGCCGCUGGCCUUAUGCAGGACCUCAAGCUCACCAACCACCAGUACAGCAUUGCUCUCACCGUCACAUAUGUGCCCUACAUCGCUGCCGAGCUGCCCCUCACGCUCCUCAUCCGUAAAGUCGGACCACACAUCCUCAUGCCGGCCCUCAUGCUUGCGUGGGGUAUCGUGACGACCUUCCAGGGCUUCGUGCACAACUACGCCGGUCUGCUCGCCUGUCGCUUCUUCCUGGGUGCGGCCGAAGGCGCCGUCCUGCCUUGCUGCAUCACCUACUUGUCAUCUUUCUACACUCGCACACGCUUGGGCAAGCGCACUGCCAUUUUCUUCAGCGCGACCUCGCUAGCCGGCGCCUUCUCAGGCCUUCUCGCUGCCGGUAUCGUCAACAUGGAUGGCCUCGGUGGCAAGCGUGGCUGGGCGUGGAUUUUUAUCAUUGAAGGUCUCAUUACUGUCGUCUACGCCUUUGCCUGCUUCUGGAUCCUCCCCCGCGACCCCUCCGACGUCGGCUACCUCAGCCCGGAGGAGCGCCAGGCUGUCCUCCAGGCGCUUGACAUUGACCGCCCGCCUGCCGAGGUCCACGAGAAGCUCACCGCGCGCAGCGUCAUUGGCAUCCUGGGUGCCCCGCAGAUGUGGCUGGUGUGUGGCGCCCUCUUCUGCUCUGGCACUGCGCUAUUCUCCAUGGCCUACUUCUCCCCUUCGAUUGUGCAGGGCCUCGGGCACAAGGGCAUCAUGACCCAGCUUUACUCGGUCCCCCCCUACGUCUGCUCGACCGCCCUCUCCCUCAUUGUCUGCUUCUACUCUGACCGUUGGCACCUCCGCGGCCCCUUCAUCAUCUUCUCCGCCUGCCUCUCCCUCAUCGGCUACGCUCUGUACCUCGGCUCGAGGAACCCUAAGGUUCGCUACGCCUCACUGUUCUUCCAGGUUAUGGGCGCAUAUGUCUCGGCACCCCUCACGUCCACCUGGAUGCCCAACAACCUCGCCCCUUUCUACCGCCGCGUCACUGGUAUCGUUUGCGGCUUCAUCAUUACCAACUGUGGUGGCAUCCUCUCCACCUGGCUCUUCCCCACCACCGAAGCGCCUCACUACAAGCGUGGCACGUCCAUCCUUCUCGGGCUUUGCGUUGGCAUGGGCCUCUUUGCUGCGGCCAACAUCGUGUACCUCGCGUGGCAGAACCGCAAGCGCGCCGCGGUCGGUGGCUUCGAGAAGGGCGGGCCUGAAAUUGAUGACCAGGCUGAGCUGGGCGACAAAAGUGUGCACUUCAGGUUUAUCCUCUAG